Molecule: messenger RNA, 3348 nt
Organism: Rosa rugosa (rugosa rose)
Lineage: Eukaryota; Viridiplantae; Streptophyta; Magnoliopsida; Rosales; Rosaceae
Exons: 4
Coding region: 1408-3348 (646 amino acids)
Molecular function (GO): nucleic acid binding; zinc ion binding
Source: RefSeq, a predicted model, not a curated record
GACACAUAGCUGUUAGUACAACAUGUGUUGUUGGCAUUCCAUUAACCACAAAAGUUGUGCGCAGUGGUCUUCUUCUUCACUCUCAUGCGUGGGUAUCUUCUCUUCAUGGUGAUCAUUCUGUCAAAGCAUGGAGGAUUAAUUAAGCACCAUGUGGUGGCAUUGCUUUUCAGACAUGAACAUGGGAGCUAAUCUUUCUAUACUCACAACCUUGCUGUUAAAGAACAAAGGAGGGAGCCUUUGCAUCUGGCUUCGAUAUCGUCUUGCUGCCAUAGGAGAAAGAAAGAAGACCAUGGCAGCUUGGUUCUCCACCUUCUUCUGACAAGAACCUUGCUGUCAUGGAAGAAUGGAGGAAACCACAAAUCAGCUUUCAAUCUCUCCUUGCUGUCCAAGAUGGAAGUAGGAAGCAAGUGCCUAUUCACCUCGUGAUCUUCUGGUGAUUUGUUAGUAUUAACAUAUUGGCAAGGAGAGGCAAUAUCCCAUUGAGAUGGAUCCGGGUGAGGAAGAAAAUCUUGGAGAGGUAAUUAAUAUCCCCUUGAGAUGGAUCCGAGUGAAGAAGAAAGGUGAAAGCAACCAUAUCUUUUCCUUGCUGUCCACUCAGUGUAAUCAUGAAGACCUUGCUGUCUAAAAUGAUAGUGGGAAGCAAGCAACUGGUGAUCAUUCAUACAUGAACUUAAAGACCAAGUAUGAUAGUUUGUUUAAUUGCAAGUAUGGAUAUCUUGCUGUCGAAGACAGGUGGCCUUGUUCAUCUUCAUGGAAGCCUUGCUGUCAAAGAUCAAAGUGGGAGACAAUUGCAGCAGGGUUCCCCAUUUUAGUUGGUUAUCUUGCCGAAACACAAGGCCCUACUCCAACCAAGCUUCUAGCAACUUUGACAGAAUGGAAUUCCUUCUUCCUCCUAUAUAUACAUGGGUAUUCUGUUUGUUCUAUGUAUUGAAAUCGUGUUGAGUUUCAAUCCCUUGAUUGUAAAAGAGUCAGACUCUUUGUUGCUCUGUUUUGUUCCAUGUUGAAAACAGUUUGUGAGUCUGUCCAGUAAGGAUUGCAGCAGUCAUUGCAAUCCCACAGUUAAAUGUGUAGUCUGUCCAGUAAGGAUUGCAGCAGUCAGUGCAAUCCCAGAUUGUAAGUUAGUCAGUUCAGGAGGGAUUGCCGCGGUCAGUGCAAUACCUGAGUUGUAACUUUGUAAUAUAUUUUGAUUAGUGAAUCAUUGGGUUCUCAAGAGUUAGAGCCCCGCAGUGUUUUUAAUCUCAAUUGAGGUUUUCACUGCGUGACCAAUGUUGUUGUGUUAUGCAUAUUCUCUGUUCUUGAUUAUGUAGAGAUUAUAAUCUGUCAUUCUUUCUGGAGCUUGUACAUCCUUGUAUUUACAAUUGGUAUCAGAGCGGGUUCUAAAGAGUUUUAGUUGAUCCGUGAUCAAGGAUGGAACAUCAACGUGACAGAGCCUCCAGCUCCAUUAACUGUCCACCAUUAUUUGAUGGAGAAGAUUACUCACAAUGGAAGAUUAUGAUGAGGGCAUUUCUCUACUCUCAAGAUGAAAAUAUGUGGAAUAUAGUAGAAAUUGGUUGGGAACAUCCAACCAUGGCAGAAGACUCCAAGAAAGAAGAAGUGAGUUCUGCAAGAAUUCCUAAGCCUAGAAAGGAAUGGACAAAGGAGGAGGUUCGUGACAGAAAUUGUGAUUUCAAGUCACGAAAUUCAUUAUUCACAGCUCUAUCCAAGAAGGAGAGAAUGAGAAUCAGCCACUGUGACACUGCCAAACAAGCAUGGGAUCUUCUCCAAGUCACCUAUGAAGGUAAUAAAAAGGUUAGAGGGCAGAAACUUCAACGACUAGUUUUGGAAUUUGAGAAUAUGUCAAUGACUGAAGAUGAAUCAAUCGACGACUUUCAUGCUCGGCUUCUCAAUGUGACAAGUCAAUGUCGGAGCUUGGAUGAUCCAUUUGAGGAGCACCGAAUUGUCAAGAAGCUUCUUAGGUCUCUUCCUUCAAAAUUCCAGGCCAAACAGAUUGCCAUUGAGGAGGCUCAGGAUCUAGAUACCUACACUCUUGACGAACUGGUGGGAAAUCUCAAAACUUUUGAGAUGAGACUCAAACCGGAUAAAAAGGUAAAAGAUGUUGCUUUUUCUUCCAUUAAUGAUAAAGAUGAUAUUGUUGAUGAUUCUAUGGAUUUAACUUUGUUGACAAAAGAGUUUAAAAAAUUUCUGAAUGAUAAAAACUCAUUUGGAAACACCUCAAGAAACUUUUCUGACACAAAGAGAGGUCAAGAAUUUGAGAAUCGUUUUGAUAAAAAUUCAAAGUUUGCCAAAUUUGCUCAAAAGAAAAGUUUUCCUGACAAACCUAAAUGCUAUGAAUGUGGUGGAAUUGGACAUAUUGCUGCUAAUUGUGGGAACAGGAGAUAUAAUUCACGUGGCGACAAAGCUUUAAAAUCCACAUGGAGUGAUAGUGAUGAAGGAUCUCAAUCGGAUUCUGAAGAGGUAAAUCUUGCUCUUACUUCUUCCCUUAAUAUUGAUUUAUCCGACGAGUCUGAUAUUGAAGUUGAAGCUUUUGAUGAGGAGACGAAUGAAAAGUGUAAGCAAUUGUACAAUGCUUCAAAAAUUGUUCUUCGAAAAAAUUGCAAACUUGAAGAAGAAGUUACAUUUUUAAGAGUGGAAAAAGAAAAACUUGAGCAAAAAUUUGAAAAUUCUUUAAGAGAAUGGGAAAAAGAACGUUCUAACCUUGUUGAUAAGAUUAAAGUUUUGCAGAAUGAGGUCAAGAGUCAAGAUUGGGACAAGGAGCAUGAUGAUCUUAUUAACAAAAUUAAAAUCUUGCAGGUUUCUAAGAUGAUUGGCUUUGGUAAAGCUCAUAGCAACAAAGAAGGUUUAGGGUAUGAAGGUGGAACUUGCAAGCCUUUGACCUUUGUAAGAGGUGUGGAAUGUGAAAAGUCAAUGGGCCAUUCUCAAACUUCAAAUGACCAUGAUUCUGCUCCCAAGUUGCCCAAAAGAUUAGAACCGAAUUUGAAUUCUCAAACCAAUCAGAGAGUUGCUCAGGUAAGUUCUGACAAACACAGGAUCACUCAAAGUCAAAGGAAAGCAUCAAAAAUUAGCCCAACUGCAUCGCUGCAAGCUGAGCUGAAAGAGCAUCUAAAGUUGAUUAAAAGGAUGGCAGAGCGUAUUCCAAUCCCCAAAGAGCAGAAUUUGAAGCAGAAGCAAAUUUGGAUUAAAAAAGGUUCUAAUAAUUGUCUUUCUGCUCAUAUGGAUAAACUUGAUAACAUGUUUGAACUUGCUUCUAUUCCUAUUAAACACAAAUUGGCUGAUUCGGUUACUAAGUCCUUAGACACAGCUCGAUUUGAAUCUCUUAGAAGCGACAUUGGUGGGUGCUCUAAGUAUUGA